Molecule: messenger RNA, 2307 nt
Organism: Paramormyrops kingsleyae
Lineage: Eukaryota; Metazoa; Chordata; Actinopteri; Osteoglossiformes; Mormyridae
Cellular component (GO): cytoplasm
Molecular function (GO): protein binding
Source: RefSeq, a predicted model, not a curated record
CCUAAGCAACGCUUUAGGCAAACUCCAAAAAAAUACAGAGAGGUCGGCAGAAAGUGCGACAGAGCGGACGGGAGCCCGACUGGGACGGGACCGAGACCGUCCUCCGUCACCUGGCGUUAUAUGUCAAACCAUAAGUGGGGGUAAAAUAUUAAAAAGCAAAAACAAGAAAUAAUAAUUAAAGACAAGGAGCAGAAAUCGCUUUGCACGGAGCUUUUUGAACAUAUUUACAGGAGAAGCGGACUGGAAGACUUUUUGAACAGUUUCACUUUGCCUUCUGCCAAGUCACACUGAGGGGGCUGAAAGCUGCACGGCGGGGGGCGUGAGCCGCGGAUUUCUUUUGGUGAGUCCGGUUAGACGUCUGACAAGCUUUUCUGGAAAUUACAAAGCGACGCCGAAGAUGAAAUAUCUUAAGAUAAGUUUGCAAAAGUAUCCUGUACGAAGCAACAAUUGGGAUAUAACAUAAAACAUCGGGACUGGCUGCCGGCGAAACAAAUGGGAGAAAGUUCAUGGAAGCAAAUCUCGGACCUGCCGCGCUUUAAAAAUAAGCUCCCUCCCAUCGAUCAGCCCCCGCUUGGUGGAGGAUAAAGGGGGCUUGUGAAUGUAUUGGGUUUGUGAGAAAGUCGAUUUGAUCAUAUUAUUAUUACAAUUGUUGUUGCCGACAUUAUAUGUACCUGGGUUUGUUGCAUGUUCAUUUGAGACAGAAGAAAAAACAGCAUAGAGCUGACCGUGAACUACACCACAGUUAAAGUCGUGCAGAAAACGUGACCUGAAAUUGUCCCUGAGGUUUUUCCUGUGUAUAGUAAUGAGGGGCCUGAAAAUGUGAACGUCCUGAGUGCUGCAGCCACCAUGCCCCCGGCGGGCACCUGCUUUGUGGCCGGGUUACCCCACCAGCUGAGCGUGGCUGCAGUGAAGGGCAGCAGAGCCCCAGCGCCGUCCUGCCGUCUGAUUGUGUCCCAGUGCUGACAGGGGAGGGGAGGAAGGACGCAGGGAGAGGACAUGGGCAACUCGUCUAAGAAGGAGGCCGCGGAAGGGGGAGAUGGUGGUGAGGUGGAAGAGGAGGGCGGACAGGGCGAGAUGCAGGUAGAAGAGAAUGAGGAAGAGGAGGAUGAGAUUACAGCAAAAGAAGAGGAAGAACCGCAGUGGGACCAGGAACUGCCUAUACGGGUAGAGGAUGAUAUUGAAUCUAAAGAAAUGAUUCUGAACAUGAGCUACUGUAGAAUGUACAACCUGCCGAAUCGCAUCUGCUCCCUAACAUACCUGGUGAAACUGUACCUGAGUAAUAACCGGCUGCAGACUUUGCCGAAGAGCCUGGCCCAGCUGCAAGGACUGCACCUGCUGGCACUCGAUCAGAACAGAAUGGAUGAUCUGCCAGUGGUCGUGUGUGAGCUGGUCAACCUCACCCACCUCUACCUGAGCAACAACAAGCUCUUGACCUUGCCUGUGGAGAUGGUCAACCUGCGCAAACUGCACUGCCUCUGGUUGGACGGUAACUACUUCCAGCAUUUCCCCCGGCUCCUCGUGAAAUUGCCCAACCUGAGUGUGCUGCAGAUGGGGGACAAUAUGAUAAGGGAUCUGCCCAAUAAUAUGUGGUGCAUGUCAGCACUGCGCUGCCUCUGGCUCUAUGGCAAUCGUUUCACGAAGCUUCCAAACGUGCUACUGCGCAUGGAGGCCUUAGAGAUCCUGGACUUUGACAACAACAGGCUCACCAAGUUGCCCGAACUAGAUCACAUGCCGGCCCUGCGCCUGUUCUCCUACGACCAUAAUAUGGUGAAAUAUCCCCCGCUUGUGCGUGAGGAGGCAUUGGUGGUGGGAAGGGGGGCAGAUAUAUACCUGGAGAAAAGGCAGAAGAAGAAGGAUGAUCAGAGGAUGGCUGCCCAAACGGAGGCCAAGAAGAAUGCUGAGAUGGAGAACAAGAAGUUUCUCAAGAUGAGGCUCACGAAGUCCAACACCAUAUCAUCUAGCAUGGGGCCAGAGCAAGAGCAGGAGCCAAUCAUCCAUGGAAUCCUGAAAAACUCCACCUCCUUUGACCGGCGGCCCAAUGGCGUGGCUGAUGGGAUGGCAGAGGGUACGGGGCCAAUGAAAUGUCAUGGGGAGCAGGAGGAGCUACUGUAUGAUGAGGAUGGCAUGGAGUACGAGCAAGACCCAGUGGUGUAUCAGGGUUUGACUCGGCAGACAAGGCUGGCGAAGGAAGGUGAGGAACCAGAGAGGUGCUAGUGAGGGACAUGAUCUCCUCCCCCCCCCCUCACUGCCCUCCUGGAGAUGAUAAAAGGCCCAGAACAUCAAAGUAUAAAAUCAGCAAAAACCAUA